AUGGCUGGUAAAGAAACAAAUAUGUAUGGACUUCGUCCUGAUCAAUUAUAUGAACUUCAAACCGCAUUUCAUCAAAUUGAUACAGAUCAUAAUGGUUAUAUAAGUGGUGAUGAAAUGCGUACCUGUCUUUAUCGUAAUAAUAUCGGAUAUAGUGAUGCUGAUGUUCAACGUGUUUUAGCUCAAAUGGAUUUUAAUCGAGAUGGACGAGUCAGUUAUGAUGAAUAUAUGGGAUUUAUGGCAAAAAUUUAUCGAGGUGAAAUUCGAUAA
This is a messenger RNA of Adineta steineri, 267 nucleotides long. The record is from the annotation of a GenBank genome assembly. NCBI's taxonomy places the organism in Eukaryota, Metazoa, Rotifera, Eurotatoria, Adinetida, Adinetidae.